CCAGUCGUGUCAUACCGAGCCGAGACGCAUCCUCCUCCUGUGCAUGAAAGCUCCGAGACACGUUCUUACGCCGCCAGAUCAGGAAACCAAAAGACUUUUUUACCAACUGGAUGUAACGCGUGAAGAAGACAUGACGCUUUUUACCGCACGGGGAAUUUAAACGCGGACCUGUUUUGUUUCUUUUACGCGCGACGCAGGAGUCUAUUGUCCAUAGAGUCAUCCAGUCUCGUCCACUGUCCACCACUGUCCUCAAGAUGCACAUGAAUAGUUUAGUAAACCAAUGGACAAAUAUCUCCAGCAUGUGUGAGGUGGACGUGUCCUCGGAGCCCUCCAGCCCCACUCUGUACGGGGAGUCCUCAGAUCAGUACUACAGUGUGGACCGCUGGCAGAAGCUUCGCACCGCCGUCCGUAAAUUGGAAUUCUGGGAAAACUUCACUGCAGAGCUCAUCGGCACCGGCUUCUUCUCCAAAGUCUAUAAGGUGAUACACAGCACCAGUCGUAAAGUGAUGGUGGUGAAGAUCUAUAAGAACGACGUGGACCAGGACAGCAUCGUGCGUGAGAUCAGCCUUCUGCAGAAACUCUCACACCCAAACAUCGUCAGGUAUCUGGGCAUCUGCGUCAAAGAGGACAAACUGUAUCCAAUCCUUGAGUAUGUGAACGGGGGCUGCCUGGAGGAGCUGCUGGCCCGUAAGGACGUGCCUCUGUGCUGGAGGGAGAAGGUGGACCUGGCCUGUGACAUCAGCAGAGGAAUGAUCUACCUGCACUACAAGAACAUCUACCACCGAGACCUCAACUCCAAGAACUGCCUGAUCCGGGUGACUUCGCGCGGUCGUGAGGCCCUGGUCACAGACUUCGGCCUGGCUCGGGAGGUGGUGGAGCUGCCGGUGAAGGACCCCGGGAGGAAGCUGUCUCUGGUGGGCUCGGCCUUCUGGAUGGCCCCUGAGAUGCUCCGGGGGGAACCCUAUGACAGAAAGGUGGAUGUGUUCUCCUUUGGGAUCGUUCUGUGUGAAAUCCUGGCCCGGAUCCCAGCAGACCCAGAGAUCCUGCCCCGUACACAGGACUACGGUCUGGAUGUGAGUGCCUUCAAGGACCUGGUGUCGGGCUGUCCACAGAAAGUCCUCGACCUCGCCACCAGAUGCUGCCUGCUGGAGUCGUUCAGAAGACCGGCCUUCACAGAACUUCUGGACGAGCUGGGGGAGGUGGCAGAGAACCUGGAGAUGUCCGAGAAGUCUGACCUCAACAGCAGCUGAGAUCUUUGUCCACACCCAAUCCCACAAAAAACCAGAGUGUCUUAAAGUACCGGGCCAAAAGUCCUCAAUAUGGCGGCUGGUCUGUCUCUCCUCCUCAGCACAGUGCACUCACAUGAAUGGACAGACUGCUGUGCUCCACGUGCUAUGGACAUCUCCCUUUUUUUGUAUAUAUAUUAAAAAAUUCUAAAUGGAUUUUCUGGAGGAUUUUAGUUUUGUUUUGUUUUUUUCAUGUUGUAGUAUUCAAAACAAGUCUUAUUUGAUAUUGUUUGUGACAGCCAUCCUAAUCUUUUUCUAUGUAAAACUUUGUACAUGUUGUGUAUUGUAAAGGCCCUGUACCCGAUUUCUAAGGGACAGAUCUAUUAUACAAUCUGUAUAAGCAGCUCUUGAAGAUGACGUUCAGAUAAGGUGACCAAAUGUCUGUUUUUCCCCAGACAUAAAUGUGUUUCACGUCCUGUCCUGGCCAUCCGGGGUUUUUUUUUAUAAAGUGAUACAAAUGUCCAGGUUUUCAUUACCUUUCAUUGGGCCAUUAGACUGAGUGUCUCUCGUAGCUCUCUGUGCACUCACAAGGAGCGAGCAGACACAGUCCGUUAGCCUGGAGCAUGCUGAAGUGCGACUGCGCAUUUAACGAUGACUUGCACAAGAAAUUCCCCGCUUGCAGUGUCCAGCUUUGCAAGGUGAGAGUAGCUCAAUGUCGAUGUCAAGGCCCCACGCCCGCCCCCUGGUACGGUGUCCUGGUUUUCACAAACGGAAAUAUGGUCACUCUAGGUUAGGAUGCUAGGUGUUUCACAACAGCAAAGCUCUACUUUGGUCUUUGGUUUGGUCGUGAAAAGCUCUUAUAAACUCAUCAUGGUGAAUAAUUACAGUGGUCAGGGAUAACUGGACCCAUGCAAACCGUUAAAAAGGUGAAAAACAGAAUUACCAUAUUUUUCAGACUCUAAGCCGCUCUGGAGUAUAAGUCGCACCAGCCAAAAAAUGCAUAAUGACAACAGGAUGAUUUCAGUGUCACUGAAGUCCAGGCUUUGUCAAUCCAUCCAAUGACUUUAAGGAAAGUGGCGCACCCUCCCGGUGUCACAAGUUUCUCGCUCACUCCAGACUUUCUUUCUGCUGCUCGAUUACCAUUUUUAUCUACAUAUUUCACUACUUGCAGCAAGACAGAAGCUCUUUGUACAGGAGAGAGGCUGUUAGUGUGAAAAUUAGAAUAUAUAAGUUGCACCAGAGUAUAAAGUUGCAGGAAACACCCAAACCAUGAAAAAAAGUGCGAUUUAUAAUCCGAAAAAUAUGGUAGUUCAUUUUAAAAACAGUAAAAAUCAGGUACAGUGCCUUUAAGUAUAAGAACAUUUGAAAAUCCAGGAUCAAAUGGAGCAAACUACCUCUAAAUGAUAAACAUAACGAAUCAGAAACAAGGAGCGGGACCAAUAGUAAUCUUUAGGUAAUUUAGGUUUGAUUUUGAUGGUGAUUCCGUUCAAAUAUGGUUAAAAAACAAUAGCUGCAAGCUUCAAAGUUAAGCUGCUCCUAUUGAAUACAAAUGGGUGGAUAAAAUGACAAGCAUUACACUGUUGGAGUUAUAUGACCUAAUCACCCAAUGACAUCACAAGGUGCAAUGGCACAUUUUAACUUUGAAGGUGGUGAUUUAUGUAGGAUUACUAAGUGUGAAUGAAACAAAACACAUCUCCAGGUUUGUUUUUGAGCAGGAAAUCAUUUUACAACAUGCCGAAAAUAAGUUUUAAAUGUUUUAAAUGUGUUAAAAUGUUCUUUUAAUUUUAGGGGUCUGCAUGAUGAGUUUAAAGGUGCUCUGUGUAACUUUUUGAUUGAGGGUCCAUCACCUGCUUGUUUCUAUGACUGGAAUGUUCCACAGUGUGACAUUAAACAGCUCUAUCUUAUAUUUAUUCAAUUACAGGUGGUUUUGGGAGCGGGUUGCCUCUCCACAGAUCUGACCUGUAACUUGGUCUGGUUUGGUUUCCAUCAAGAUAGAAAGGUUUAAUGCCAUACUGUGAAACAUUCCAGACAAAGCAAUAACAUCUCCAUGAAAAACAUUUGACUGACCCUCCACCAGAAAAGUUACACAAUACACCUUUGACACAGUGGAGCACUUCCCGUAUUACCACAUGACAUCACAAGGUGGAACAGAGUGUUUUCUGUUUGAGAGAAGAACCUAAAUAUGCAGCAAACACAACUCCAGGUACAUUUGUGAUGAGGAAACAUUACAACAUAGAUCAGAAAAUGUACAACAUCUUUUUAGCAACAACAUAUUUGCCUUAACAAAACUUCUUGAAAUCCUACUUUUUUUUUGUAAUUUAUUUUUUUGUUUUGUUUUUAUAAUUGCGACGAUGCAGAUGUUUAAGUCUGUGGAGAUUUUGUCUUUCUUUGAAUUCGAUAUUUAUGAACUAGGUUUGUCGAAAGUAUCGAAAAGCUGAUCUAGAUACUCAUUGGAGCGGGUAUCGAUACUAAAAAAAGUCACAUUCACAGGACUGAAAUGAACCUUUCCUGAAUAGUUUUAGAAUGAUCUUGAGCUGAAUCAGAACAAGUAUAAGAGAACAUAGACUAGUAUAGAAACGGAGCAAAGGAUCAUGGUCGAUGUAGUUCCCUCUGGUACCUGGACCACAUGGGAAUAGAAAAGAAAGUCCGAUGAUUUAAUGUUGAAAACCACAUUCUGUUGUCUAAAUAAGGAGUGUUUUAAUCAUCAUAUGGUAUCAGAAUCGGUAUUGAGUAUCAACAAAGCAUCACAAGCAACUCUGGAUUCCUCCUGGACGAAAAUAGCUCUACUUUUUGUGAAACGUCAACAAUGUUAUUCAUCCUAUGUUAAAGGUGCACUGUGUAACUUUUCCGGUGGAGGGUCCGUCAAAUGCUUUUCUUUGUGGAGAUUUAGAGUUAUUGCUUUGUCUAGAAUGUUUCACAGUAUGGCUUUAAAUAUUUUUAUCGUCAUGGAGACCAAACCAGAUCAAGUUACACGUCAGAAUGCCUGGUUUUUGUUGUUUUUUUAGUCAUUUUUGAGCUGUAAAACCACCUGUAAUUGAAUAAAUGUAAAUUAGAGCUGGUUAAAGUCAUACUCUGGAACAUCCUAAUGACAUAUCCAUGGAAACAAGAAGGUGACCGACCCCCAACCGAUAAGUUACGUAGUGCAAUUUCAGUGUAUUUUGUUGUUUUACGGAUAUUAGAAUUUUUUGUAAAUACUAUUUUAUUUUUGUUUGCAUAUAUUUUGUUAUCUUUUUGGGAUUUUGGUGUUUUUCUGUCUUGUUUUUCCAGUAUACUUAUGUCUUAUGUAAUAUUGUGAAAGUUCAGGCAGCUACAAUACACAAACACAUAAUCUAAAUAAUGUCCAAUUUCCGUUAUGUUUGAUUUAAAGAGUAUACAAUUCAUCAUGGUGUACAGAUACAGAAUCACAACGAAGCAAGUGAGAACAAAAAGUUGACUUGAUACAGUGGGAGUUAAAGGGACAGUCCGGAAUUUUGGACAUAGGACUUCAUUUC
Messenger RNA from Boleophthalmus pectinirostris (great blue-spotted mudskipper), 4717 nucleotides. RefSeq names its product dual specificity testis-specific protein kinase 1-like. Lineage: Eukaryota; Metazoa; Chordata; Actinopteri; Gobiiformes; Gobiidae. Gene Ontology annotation, cellular component: nucleus; cytoplasm. Gene Ontology annotation, molecular function: ATP binding; protein serine/threonine kinase activity. Gene Ontology annotation, biological process: actin cytoskeleton organization; protein phosphorylation. The record is from RefSeq and is a predicted model, not a curated record.